Acomys russatus (golden spiny mouse) is the source of this 270-nucleotide messenger RNA. RefSeq names its product zinc finger protein 431-like. The record is from RefSeq and is a predicted model, not a curated record. Bases 1 to 270 code for a protein of 89 amino acids. Gene Ontology annotation, biological process: regulation of DNA-templated transcription. NCBI's taxonomy places the organism in Eukaryota, Metazoa, Chordata, Mammalia, Rodentia, Muridae. The transcript is spliced from 3 exons.
AUGCGAGGCUUAGCACUGCAGGGAUGGCGCUGCAUGAAGACCAGCGUCAUCCUGAGGAGCAUGUCUGAUUGCAUACGGGAUGCAGUGACCUACGAUGAUGUGCAUGUGGACUUCACUCGGGAAGAGUGGGCUUUGCUGGAUCCUUCCCAGAAGAGUCUCUACAGAGAUGUGAUGAUGGAGACCUGCAGGAACCUCGCUGCUGUAGGGUACAAUUUGGAAGGCCAUAAUAAUGAAGAACAGUGUGAAAGUUCUAGAAGACAUGGAAGGUAA